Messenger RNA from Hansenula ciferrii, 1263 nucleotides. RefSeq lists its product as uncharacterized. The coding region runs from base 1 to 1263 and encodes 420 amino acids. The transcript has a single exon. NCBI's taxonomy places the organism in Eukaryota, Fungi, Ascomycota, Saccharomycetes, Phaffomycetales, Wickerhamomycetaceae. The record is from RefSeq and is a predicted model, not a curated record.
AUGGUUGGUGCUCAACAGUUUCCCGGUAUUCUAGACCUUCCUGACUCAUUAAUAAGAGAUAUAAUCUACUAUGCUGAAAUACCAUUUCAUGUAUUGAAAAAACUUGCUUUAGAAGAUUCAAGAUGUUUAGAUUUGGUGAGAGCCAGCUCGCUUAUUAUUACAAAUGAUUUUAGCUUACCACAUGAGACCAUGCUAAGUGUUGAUGGGUUCGGUCCAUUAGGACUAGAUAUUUAUGGGUUAGAUGUUAGGCAAUCUUCAUUCUCUCGUUCCAGCUUCAUUUAUUUAAUUUUAUCACAUGAAUGUGAUUUUGAUAAGUUAAAUAAUGUUCUCAAAGCGUUUGAAGGUACUUUUCAGUUCAAGGUGUUAUGGUUUGUCGAGCUUUAUAAAAAGAAGUUUUUUUAUAACGGCGGUGUCAAUUAUUACAAAUAUACAGAAUGGCUAACUGGCGAAAUAUCUACAAAAAUAUAUUAUGAUCCUACAAAGCUUCCAAUUAGCUGCAAUAUUUUGGUUUUUAAUAACAUGAAAUCUAUGAUCGGUGAAAGUAUUAAACGAAUUACUUAUACUCCAGAUGAUAUUGAAUCCAUAACGAUUUAUCAUACAGAUAAAAGCAAUCAGUUAACCGUUUCAAAUUUGAAGUUGAAAAAUCUGAAACAAAUUUCAAUAUUUUGUCCUAGUAAUAUGAACCUUGAUACAUUUCAUAAACUUUAUGAUUGUUACAUUUCACCAAAUCAAAUUAUAGUUCCUAUUGUGGAAACAAAUAGAGUCACAUUCAAUAAUUGUUCUUUACCUCAACUUGAAACUUUGAAAACUGGGAGAAUCACAAAAAUUGAAGCUAUUAUUGAUUGCAGUUUUCCAAAAUUGGAACAUUUAAUGAUGAACAACAAUUUUAUGUUUCUGAUUAGAAACUCAAAUUUCCAAAACUUGAAAUGCUUAAGCAUUAGAAAAGUUUUCAAAAUUUCUGAUGAAAAAUAUGAUUACGAAAACUCAAAUCUUUCGAUACUUGAUGAACUUCUGGCUGAUUGUGAAGAGGAAAAUUCUGCUCUUGAAAAAGGAGAAGUUAAGAUAGAUCUUGAAAAAUAUUGUGAAAGUUAUUGUAAAAGAUAUAAUAUUGAUAUGGAUAAAAUUGAGUUGAUUCCUUUCAUGCUUCUUGAAAAUGUUAAUUUUAAAUCAUUGAAACAUUUGAAAGUACCACAUGAAAAUUAUUUAAUGACUGCAGCAUUCGAUGAUUCCACUUUGAAUAAACUUUGUGUUGAAAUUGAAUAA